This is a messenger RNA of Larimichthys crocea (large yellow croaker), 1322 nucleotides long. RefSeq names its product tumor necrosis factor b (TNF superfamily, member 2) (gene tnfb). Gene Ontology annotation, molecular function: tumor necrosis factor receptor binding. The record is from RefSeq and is marked provisional. Gene Ontology annotation, biological process: immune response. NCBI's taxonomy places the organism in Eukaryota, Metazoa, Chordata, Actinopteri, Sciaenidae. Gene Ontology annotation, cellular component: membrane.
AGCCACCUGAAGACACAGACACAGCAUCCGUCCAAGCCAAGUGUUCAGUUGGAAGAUAUUUGCACAGUAUGGUUGCGUACACUACUGCACCAAGUGACUUGGAGAUGGGUCUUGAGGAGAGGACGGUGGUGGUGGUGGAAAAGAAGUCGUCUACAGAUUGGAUAUGGAAGGUGACGGGGGCCCUUCUUGUUGUGGCCCUUUGUUUCGGAGGCGUCCUGGUGUUUGCUUGGUACUGGACUGGAAAGCCUGAACUGCUGACACAAUCAGGCCAAACAGAAGCACUAAUCGAGAAGACGACUGCAGAGAAAACAGAUCCUCACUACACGCUGAAACGCAUCAGCAGCAAAGCCAAGGCAGCCAUUCAUUUGGAAGGUAGUUACGAUGACACCCAGCCGACGGCCCAGCUGGAGUGGAAGAACGGUCAAGGCCAGGCGUUCGCUCAGGGCGGCUUCCGACUGGUGAACAACCAGAUCAUCAUCCCACAAACAGGCCUCUACUUCGUCUACAGCCAGGCGUCGUUCAGAGUCUCCUGCAACGACGGCGACGAGGAGGGGGCGGGAAAACGCCUCACACCUCUCAGCCACAGGAUCUGGCGCUACUCAGACUCCAUAGGUAGCAGAGCAUCUCUGAUGAGCGCCGUGAGGUCGGCGUGCCAGAACACAGCUCAGGAGGACAACUAUGGAGUGGGACAGGGUUGGUACAACGCCAUUUAUCUGGGUGCAGUGUUUCAGCUGAAUAGAGGAGACAAACUGUGGACGGAAACGAACCAGCCGACAGAGCUGGAGACAGACGAGGGCAAAACUUUCUUUGGUGUGUUUGCACUUUAAAAUGACUUUUUGCUGUGAUACUAACAGAGAAGAUACAAAGCUCUGCACGGUGUCAUAAAUCUGGGUCUUUUUCUAUUUUUAGACUAGGUAUGUUUUUGUUUUUAAUUAUUCAUCUUCAUGGUGAUGUAGAUAUAUUUAAAUCUCAAUGGAGAUGAAGCUUAUGGCCGAACAGGCAGUGCUGAUUUCUUAAAAUCCUAUAAACUGUAACAGUUUGCAACAUUAAUUCUAUUUUUAGGCACUUUUUGUACAUUAUUUAUGCUGACCUGAGAUUGUAGUAGGAUAGACUUUCUCUGCUGUAUCAGAUGACGACACAGCUCUUCACUGAAGAGUUUAGGCUCAAGGGUUAGGAUGUUGUACAGAACUAUUACUAGUACUAUUACAGCCUGUAUGUAUUUAUUUGUAUUUAUUUGUAUUUAAAUUGUUGGGAUUAGGUGUUAAAAUAUUAUAUUUAUAUAUUUUAUGUGCACAUAAACUUAAUUAAAAUGCAAAAAAAAC